Cladocopium goreaui is the source of this 2439-nucleotide messenger RNA. The record is from the annotation of a GenBank genome assembly. Lineage: Eukaryota; Dinophyceae; Suessiales; Symbiodiniaceae.
AUGACGAUCGGUGAAUCGACCGUAGACAGCCUGCCUUUGGAGUUUCUCAACCUGCCUGAGACCUCGAUGCCUUCAGUGGAAGAGAUGAAUACUGGCUCACAUGAGCCGAUGCAGCUGCCUGACCAGAAGGCAUCCCGAAUAGCCUGCCAUGAAAUGUCGGCCGAUGCCAAACCGGUCAAGUCCAGUAAAGUGAAACCUCAGACCACAGAGAAUGCACCUUCCACCAUAGCACCAACAUGUUUUGCCACACAUGGUACAUAUGGGGUACUUGACUUGGGAGCGUCGAAGACGGUUGUAGGUGCCGACUCAGUUUCAGCUUUGAUUGAUGGCCUGGAUCCAUCAUUGCGAGAACGCCUGACCCGAUGCCCAUGUGAUAUCACCUUCAAGUUUGGAAACCAAGGAUCAACCUUUGUCACCACAUCCGAGAGUCGCCAAACAGACAGCGGUCCCAACUCUGACUCCACCGCUGCAGUAGGUCGUCACCGAAACAUGUCACUGAUCGCCCGACUGAAGAACCUUCAGCAGACAGCCGAGCCAGUGAUCCCCGACAUGAGCGAUCAGACGAUCGAGAGCCUGGAGAACCUGACCAUAGAGUUCGGCCAGAAGCACAAGGGCAAGAAGUACCACGAGGCAUGGACAGACCAGGAAUGGGUUCAAUUCAUGGUGACCAGGUAUUCCAAGUCGUCGAACCCAGAUCAUCAAAGGUUCCUCAAAUAUGUAGAGCUCAUGAUUGUGUUUCACGAGGAAAGUCAGUUGCCAAUCACCAUGAAUCCCAUCGCCGAUCGUGGUAUCGUGACCGGCCAUCCGACUGUCCAUGGACACCCAGUGCCCAAAGCCAAGGCCAAGGCCAAAGGCCAGGCACGUACUAUGGGAUACAAUGUCCAUAUGCAGGUUCCCAACCAUUUGCCCGAUCUGGACCCGGCAGACUCCGAAUGGGAGAAUCAUUCCAUGAUGUACCAAACGGAAUUUAUUCCGGAGAACUUGGUCAGCCAGAGCCCCGAGUUCCAAGCGAUGAGCCAAAGGCUCUUGCACAUGGAGAAUGCGCUGCAACGGGUCAUCGGCCAUCUGGAACAUCAAGCUCAGGGCACCAGCCCGACUCUCGAGGUUAUCACAAAGGCAGGUCAUGCCUGGCCAUUCCAGUGGCACACCGGCCUGAUGGUGGAAGCUUCUCAGCCGACUGAGAGCGUCCCGGUGUUAGUUGCUCGAAAGAUCCCUUCUGAAUUCAAAAGGAUGCUGCAGGUGCGCGAGAUUGCCCGAAAGGCCUAUCACAGCGCCGACAACUGUGAAACCCUCCGGAGAGCCUUGCUUAGACUAGCCCAUCCCGAAGAAGUGGACGAGACCGAGACACCAAUGCCACCGGAGGAAAUCACGGAAAUGCAACGGCAGAUCGAUCGCAUGCCAGAACAGCAAGGAGAUCAGACGGAGGCAAGCAGCGAAGAUCUGCCUGAAGGAGUAUCAGAGGGUGAGCUGCUCCUGCUCACAUGCCAUGAGCCUGCAGAUGCCGUAGCCGACUUGAGUGCAUUUGACCUUGCCUGGAAGUGCGAACUUGAAGUUGACCAGGCACUCGCCCAGAUAAUCACCGAAACCAAUGCAUCAGACGAGGUACGCUUGGCCAGUCGUUUGAUCUUUUUGCCGCACAGUUUCUUAGUCAAUGAGCUUCGGAAAGCGCGACAUUUGAAGUCUGCCGGAGGACAAUCAAAGACCUUUCGCCGCGAGGAUGAGGCUACGGAGGAUGCCGCCACGGAGCACGCGAUGACGGGGGAAGGCAAAAAGUUCGAUGGGAGUUUUUCGAUCCAGAACUGGUUUCCACAGCCCAGUCGUUUGCAGACGCACAACACGGUGGCUUCAACGAUGGACCCAGGAAAUUCUCGAGGUGCAGGCGACCGACCCGAACGUCAACGGCGAAGCACCAUGACCAGCUCAGGCCGCGGUGACAGCAUGUUGUCUGUGCCGGAUAUAUUUCCAAAAUUUAUCUCGCUGCAGGCCGUCGCUGUGGAUCCUGAGGGCCAAGAUCCAAUGCAAUUGGAAAUCUGUUUGGGGAUGCCCGUGUGUUGCUAUCCCAUGGGCGCGCGAAUCUGUCUGGAAGUUGGUCAAAGGUCUGAGCACUCGGAACAGGAGUUUGUCAUCACCUGCAGUAAAGGUACCGGAAACUACAUGCUGCACAAAGUCAAUGAAGAUGAAGUCGAUGAUCCCUGGCAUGGCUCUUUGUCUCUGCCCAACUACAGUCAGUUCAAGGAUCAAGUGAACGACUACGAUUUGAAGUGCAACAACCACAUCUACCUGGCACCCUGCAAAAUCAAGGCAGGGGACAAGGUCUUGCUCUUGGAACAGAACCAGUGGGUGAACGCCAAUAUCAACGAGUCACAAAGGGAGGCGCUUGGGGGGGUCUGCGCACUUUUGGGUGGUUUCAAUGGAUAUGAGCGCUUUUCGGGGUUCUAA